AUGGGACGCAACACUCCACCGUCUGAAAUAUUAUUGGAAGGUAACGUCUAUACCGAGACUAGUGCCAAAAGUAGAGCGAAACCACGAUUGCCAGCAGGGCUUGCAGAUUUGAGAAACGAGCCAGGCGGAAUUGGAGCAGCAAUUUCCAGGCCGAAAUUACUUUCCCAGAGCUCAUUCGACCCAUCUCAAGAGCUACCGACUGUUUCCUUUGAAGUGAAGACAACAUCCCCUCAAAGACCACUUCGCCAAAGCUAUGUGGCUCCAACGCUAGAUCCUACGAAUUUUCAGGAGCUCACGCCUUCAAUUCAGAAACCAUUACAGAGUUGGAUCUCAGAGAAAGCAGAGCUUGUUAGUCCUUCCAUAAACUCCCUAGAUAUGACUGUGUCUUAUCACACAUCAUACUCCGACUCUAUACCAGAUUUCCCCGUCCCACGCGCGACUGGCCUCGACUUACCCGAGGAUUUUUCUCGUUCUAGAAAAUUUCCUGUUAGCUCGUAUAUCUCAGGUGAUGCUAUACCUAUUGGAUGGAAUUCAACAGAUUAUGCCUCUGAAUCCAACGACAAAGACGAGAGUACAGAAGGAGACAAUAAUGAUUCUUACUGGAAAGCGACUCACAAUACUCAGUCUUAUGAAAGGGAUAACUCUCUACAGUCAUCUGAGACCGACGACGACCGUAUUAACGACUUAUCAAAUAAUACAUCUCAAAUAGAAGAAAAAACUUCGACACUAACCCAUAAAACAUCACGUGCUAUCUGCUCAUUUUAUGAUUAUCCCCAGUCACGCUUAACCUUGGAGACUGGAUACGACCCAUCAGGACAAGAUAACGAGAUAAAUCGGAUGUCUAUUCAGGCUGCAAAUUUGAGAAAAAGCGAGUUGUUUAGCCGAGUUUCUGCGAUGCACCGACCAGCACGACUUGAUAUGAAUGCUAUCAGUGCAGCGGAAGCACGAGGUAGCCUCACUAGUCUGACAGACCUUAUUCUUCGCGCAAAAAAGCUGGAAAGUUUGAUUGACCAAGGAAAGCGACCAGGUAGCAAUAUUGACUUUGAUAGCUUUAACAGCACACAAUUUACGACAGAAUCAAUGGAUCAAAUGGAUAUGAGCUCUGCGCACUCCUCCCGUCAAAUAACAAUCACCCCCGAGCCUAUACCUGGCUUAUCAAAAUCAGGCAUAUCGGCUGGAGAUGAAAACUUGAGAGCUAAUAGUGUAUCAAAUAACAAUAAAAAUGUAGCGCCGAGCCGUCUUUACUGUGGGUUUUCCCGUGGAAUUUUUAUUGCCCUCAUUUUGCUUGCCACGCUAAUCGUGGCUAUAACUUUGGCUUUGGUUUUCUUUUUUGUGCGGAGCAAGCAACACCCUACAGCUAAAACUCUCAUCACUCUGGAUAAUUGCGCCACCUCCGAAAAGUCACAGUGUCAAAAUAGCGGUAUUCCUUAUCUUCUUGGAGAUGGUAGCUGUGCAUGUAUAUGCUCCAACGGUUUCACUGGGGUUACCUGCAAUAAAGCCGAGGCGAUAGACUGCAGCACUACCAUGAUCGUUGGUAAAAAUUCCACACUAGGCAGCUCCAUUGAACGUCUGAUAAUCGAUGCACGGCCCGAAUUCAAUAUCCCCCUGAAUGCGAGCUCAGUUCUUGCUAAUUUCAAUGCCGCAGAUUUGAGUUGUACUAACGAGAAUUCUUUGGUGACAUUUAAUGGGAAAAGCACGCGGGUAGAUCAAGUAGUAGAUUCUAGAAUCGGUGCCGGAAAUGCACAGCUUUUGAAAAGAAACGAGACUUCCGAUACCCCCCCUAUGGCGCUCGGUAUCCCAUCUAGCUAUGCAACUAUAACAACUAUGUCUGACUCUACUACAACUAUUACAAUUACCAUUUUAACUACAGUCACUCCCAGUCCGCUGAAUAAUGAAUCUAAGACAACUCAGUCGGUAACCUCUACAACAAGCACUUUGGUGUCUACAGAAUCUCCAUCUUCAUCUUUCUCCUCAUCUUCUUCUACCACUACCUCUGUUUCAUUUUCUCCUACUUUUCCAUCAAUUUCAUCUUCAACUACAAUUCCUUUGCCAUCAUCAUCACCACCACCCACUAAAUCGGCUGCCCUUUCAGGCUUUAUCGGAAGUGAAACAACCCUCGACUUUGCCCGGAUUGCCACCCUCUAUAUCUUGCAGCAAGCAGGCAAAAAUCAGGCCUUCAAUGCUCAGAGGACGAUUCAAAAGGUUCUCGACAGUCAGAUGACCAAUAUGGCUCAAAAUUUUAGUUUGAGCGGAACUGACUCUCAUAUCACUAUCGACCUCUUGAAGGGGUCAGUAGACCUAGGUGAUGGAAAGGGAGUGAUUGGUAACCAACUAAGUGGGGCGCAGAAGGAAACAAAGCGAGCUAUAGUCCGAAAAAGGCGUAGGAUUAGUGGGCAAGAACUCCUCAGGCUGACUUAUUGA
Messenger RNA from Blumeria graminis f. sp. triticale, 2421 nucleotides. NCBI's taxonomy places the organism in Eukaryota, Fungi, Ascomycota, Leotiomycetes, Helotiales, Erysiphaceae. The record is from the annotation of a GenBank genome assembly.